CUCCUCUAUCCAGUUCAGUUGCCUUUCAGCUACAGUUCACCACACAAGCAGGAGUGCUGCCAACAGAUUGUUCAGCAUCUAACAAGGAGGACCAACAAGAAGAGAAAUAUAGACAAUUACACACACACACACUGACUCUUGAUCAUAUUCAAACAUGCCUAGCAUGUCUAUGUGGACAAUUCUCCAGGCUGUGUGUUUGGUGGGUUCAUUGUCCACUGCAGUACCUGAGAGUUAUGAGGAUGAUAUCGAGGUGGGCUUUGGAGACAAUUAUUUUAAUGAGAUAACGGAGGAGGACAAGACAGAAGGAGAGACCCCCACAGCUUCCCCAGAACCAUGCAAAGCUCCAGCCUUCACAAAUUGGGAUAAGCUCUUUACCAUGCUGGAAAAUUCCCAAAUGAAAGAGAACAUGCUGCUGCAGUAUGCCAAUGACAUCAUCAAGGUAGAUCUGCAGACUUUAAGAGGUGAGAUGCUACAGUUCUUGGCACAGUAUGGUGGCUUUUGUGCAUCUGCAGUUGAAAGCACAGCUCGAAGGGCCAGGCCUCAAACAGAGAUGAGACUACAGAAUGCACUGGAGGGUUUGCAAAAGGCUUUGGCUGAGCAGUACGCACAGCAUGAUACAGCCCUACAGCAGCUACUGACAGACAGUGGAAACCAGGUUGCACAGCUGGAGCGACUGGAGAACAGCUGUCUGAAAUGUGGGAGGGAAGGUCUGGUCUCCGAAGCCAAAAGCUUCCAGGCCCAACAUCUCAUCCAGGAAUUGACUGAGAUAGAAAACGGAGGCAGGUUUGAGAAGACUCUGGCAACCAUUUCAAGUGACCUGCAAGCCAUCCAGGAACAGCUGAACCUCUACACAAGAUCAGACUUUGCAAACAUGCUUCCAUCAGGAUGUGACACUGGGCUGAUCUUCCCCAUGCGUUCUUCUAGAAAUCAUGUUGAAGUUUCACCCAAGAGGCCCUUCCAGACCAAUGCAGUUACCAUCUGCUUGUGGGUGAAACCUACUCAGGUGAUCAACAAGUCCGUCCUCUUCUCUUACGGCACGACUGGCAACCCACACGAACUACAGCUGGUGCUGAAUGAACAGAGUGUCCUAUUUACAGUGGAUGGUGAAACCCAUUUGGUGGAGGCUUCAGGGGCAGUGCAAGAGGGCCAGUGGGUGCACCUUUGUGCAGUCUGGAGCUCACAACAGGGCCUUACCUCUCUGUGGGUAAAUGGUCAACAAGCUGCAAACUCUCCUGGAGUGGCUGAGGGUCAUGAGCUGCAAAGCAAAGGGAGCAUACUACUGGGGCAAGAAUACGGACGCUACUUCAGGCAUCUCAGCGUACAAGACACAUUUGACGUGGAGCUAGCUUUCACAGGCAAGAUGACUGGAGUGAACAUGUGGGACCGGGUAUUGGAUUCAAAAGAGAUAUCUCAGCAGGCACGAGUGGAUGGGAGUGGUUGUGGUAUUCGUGGUAAUGUGGUGGCAUGGGGUGUGUCUGACAUUGAUCCAAAAGGGAGUGUCAAGAUUAUCUACUAAUUUCCCUUAUGUCUUAACCACCUGAGCCCUGUAUCAGCUGAGCUCCUACAAGCACAUAUUAAGAACCCGCUAUGCUACAUCUGCACUCAACAUUAAUCUCAUUCAUUUAAGAUGUGUGGAAAAUAAUUCCAUAUAGGGAAAAUGUAAUUUAGGGUGGAUUGCCUGUCAUCAAGCAAGUUAAAAAUAAAAGGCUGUCAUCUGAGGGACAUCAUAUCACUCAUUCUUCACUUUUUAUUUACAGUGUUCUGUUUUACGUUUUCAUUUAAUUCAGAGUGGAAGGAAUUUUCUAAAUGUGUAACGUCAAAGGAUUUAUCAUGUUUGAUGUUUACAUUCAGAUUUGACCUUAUUUGUAAUCUAUUUGUAAUGUAAUCUUUCAAUGCAUUUUCUUCUGCAUUUUUUUUAACAAUUCUGCUAUUUUAAAAUAUUUUGCUACAUGAAUACUGCUAAUGAAUAUAUAUAUAUAUAUAUAUAUAUAUA
This is a messenger RNA of Xyrauchen texanus (razorback sucker), 1993 nucleotides long. Its product is annotated as pentraxin-related protein PTX3-like. Lineage: Eukaryota; Metazoa; Chordata; Actinopteri; Cypriniformes; Catostomidae. The coding region runs from base 155 to 1516 and encodes 453 amino acids. Gene Ontology annotation, molecular function: complement component C1q complex binding. The record is from RefSeq and is a predicted model, not a curated record. Gene Ontology annotation, biological process: innate immune response. The transcript has 3 exons.